This is a messenger RNA of Pollicipes pollicipes, 849 nucleotides long. Its product is annotated as dopamine receptor 2-like. The record is from RefSeq and is a predicted model, not a curated record. Bases 1 to 849 code for a protein of 282 amino acids. Gene Ontology annotation, molecular function: G protein-coupled receptor activity. Gene Ontology annotation, biological process: G protein-coupled receptor signaling pathway. The transcript has 2 exons. Lineage: Eukaryota; Metazoa; Arthropoda; Thecostraca; Pollicipedomorpha; Pollicipedidae. Gene Ontology annotation, cellular component: membrane.
AUGCCGCUGCCGCAGCUGUCCGGACUCGUCGUCGGCCUGCUGAUACUGCUGACGUCGGCCACCUUCCCGGUGGUGGUGGCUCGUUACUCCCACCUGCACACAGCUACCAACUACUACAUCUGCACGCUCUGCCUCAUCGACUGCCUGCUGGGGCUGGUAUACGUGACACACUCGACGUUGCGCUUCGCCCUGUCGCUGCAGUCGCCGACGUUCUGCCUGUCUACGCUGGCCGCCACCACCUUUUCGCUCACCGCCUCCAACGUCGUCAUUUUCUGGCUGGCGCUGGACCGGCACACGGCCCUGCGUAACCCACUCAGCUACCCGCUUCUGGUGACGUCCGGCACCGUCCUGCGCCGCGUGCUGCUGGCCGCAGCGCUGGCGCUGGUGGUCAACGGUCUGGGCAUCUGCUGGCAGCUGCUGGCCGGUCACCGGCUGCCGGACGCCGUGUCUGACUGCUUCACCGCCUCAGUGCGUAUACUCGGCGCUAAGGCGAGCGCGCUACUCUACAUCACCAACCUCGGCAUAGUGACGGCCACGCUGCUGCUGAAUCUGACAUUAGCGUGCUCAGCGCGCCGCCUGCUGCGUCGCAGUCUGCACGUGCGCCAGUUCUACUACCUGCUGCGCAUCUUCCUGCUGUACGGCAUCUGCCUGGUGCCCUUUAGCGUGCAUGGUCUGAUGCAAGCGCUGACGAGCAUCAAGCCCGAGGUGGAUGAGGUCGACCCCUGGUGGGUGGUGGUGGUCAUCAUGCGCGCACUCUUCAACUUCGCCGACAGCUGGCUGUACUGCAGCAGCCCGGAGUUGCGCCAGGCGCACCUACACUUCUUCUGCGGCGCCAGUUUGUACCCAUAG